Xenopus laevis (African clawed frog) is the source of this 4425-nucleotide messenger RNA. RefSeq names its product AF4/FMR2 family member 2 L homeolog (gene aff2.L). The record is from RefSeq and is a predicted model, not a curated record. The transcript has 22 exons. Bases 666 to 4193 code for a protein of 1175 amino acids. NCBI's taxonomy places the organism in Eukaryota, Metazoa, Chordata, Amphibia, Anura, Pipidae.
UCAAAGUCCAUUUUUAAAGAGACAGUACAUGAUAAAUUUUGAUAUUCAAAUUGUGACAUAAUGUAAGGACCAGCCUGGGACUUGAACUCUUGUUCAUGCUGUUCUGGACACUGUUGCACUUACCAUGUGAGCCACUGCAGGCUCUUGGGGCUGGUCCUGAUCUUGUCUUUGAUGUUCCUGUAUUUCUGCCUGUUUCCAGCUGGUCUUGUCCCUUCUGUUUACCUUCAUGUGUUUUCUAUUCCCAAUUACCUGCCCGUUAUAAACCCCUGCCCUGAGCUUUGCGGGGUCAUUGAUUGAAUUUGUUUGUUCCUAGAUAACCUUCGUUCCAGUGUUCUUGUUCCUGUUCCUGUGAUCUUGGUCCAGCAUUCCUUGCAUUCCUGGUACUUGGAGAAGUGGGUCCUUCACAAGAUGGGAAAGGAUAAGGUUAAUCCAUACAGCUGGAAGAACACUGAUUCCCACAGGGGGAAGUAACCCUGGAACCUGGUCAUUAUGAACAAGAUCGGAGUGCACUUAAAAGGAAAGAAUGGGAGAGAAGGACACAAGAAGUCCAACAAGAUGAAGACCUGUUUGCUUCUGGCUUUAAUCUGUUUGGAGAACCAUACAAGACAAACAAAGGGGAUGCUCUUGCAAACCGUGUUCAGAAUACCUUGGGAAAUUAUGAUGAAAUGAAGGACUUAUUAACAAAUCACAACAAUCAAAGCCAUCUUGUAGGAAUUCCAAAGAAUUCAGUGCCACAGACACCAACUCCAGUAGAGAAAAAUGAGCAGACCUUUUUUCCAGAUCAAAGAAACAGGCUGGCCCCAUGUCAGCAAAACAGUAUCCAUCCAUCAUCCUUAAUGCCACCACCCUCUUCGCUGGCCCCAAAUACAACCUUGACGCACAACCAUGAAGGGUCUAGGAAGACCCAAUCACGUGUGGAUUGGGCACAUGGAGGACACACCUCUUCUUGUACACAAUCUAACCAGCUCAGCAGUCAACCAAGCAGAUUAAAACACAAUUCUUCACAUGAUUUGCUACAAAUAAGAUAUGAGGACCUUUACAACUGCCAAAAUGAGCAAUACAAAAGUGGUGUUAUUGAUGAACUUGUACCUGCUACCACAUCAACGCACUCCAGAAGGCACAACCACUCUAAAGCAUUAAGUGGUGAACAUGUCUUUAAAGAGAACGCUCAUUCAAAAUCACCAAUUGACUCUGAAAUCCUAGGGCAUGGCUCUGUCUCUCCCCUUCCAUCUACAUCAUUAUUAGCUGCAAACAAUAGCCUCUCCUCUCAGAACUUUCCUCCAGGAAUACACAGUAAAACAAGCAUGGUGCAGCAAAAGCCUACAGCUUACGUAAGGCCAAUGGAUGGUCAGGAUCAAGUACCCAAUGACUCUCCUGAACUGAAGCCAUUAACAGAAAUAGAUGAUGGAUAUAACAACCCUCUAUUUGGAGCACUGUUAGAGGGGAAAGUCAGUGUACCUGUUACUAAGAGCAAACUGCCAAAGCUUACAAUUCCCCAAGGAAACGAGGUUAGUCUUCCAAAUGAUCCCAACUGUGUAGAAGAAAUCUUACGGGAAAUGACACAUUCAUGGCCUCCUCCGCUGACUGCAAUUCACACCCCAUGUAAAGCUGAGCAGACCAAGUUUGCGAUUCCUAGUAAGGACUCUCAACAUCUGACCUCAGGAUACAACAUACAAAAGAGAUGUGAUGUCACUAUAAAAACUACAGCAAAAUCUGCUCCACAAAAAUCUAUGCUUGAAGAUGACUUAAAGCUCAGCAGCGAUGAAGAAGACAGUGAACAGGCAAAUGAAAAAACAAAGCAGAGAAACAUUCCAGUAAACGGACUUCCUUUGCAAGCAGUGCACGGUGCCAACCUUGUGAAUUCCAGUGGAGGCUCAGGAAGCUCAAGUGAAUCUGAGAGCAGCUCGGAAUCAGAUUCUGAUAGUGAGAGCAGCUCCAGCGACAGUGAGUGUAAUGAACAAGCACGCAGUGCAACCCCUGAGCCUGAUCCACCUUCUACAAACAAAUGGCAGCUAGAUAAGUGGCUAAAUAAAGUUAAUCCACACAAUAAAACAAUAAUUAGCAGUCACAAUGAUGUUCAUUCUGAAAACAACCCUGAGACUCAAAAUAACCAGCAGGCUGGGGGAAAAGAGAAAAUUGAACUUGACAACAUUAUUUCCCAGCCUGAUUCCAAAGAAUUACUGAGCCCAGUAAGGGAAAAAAACAAGCCAAGGGCCACACAAAAAAACUCUGAUUCAAAACUCUUAAAACAAAAAUCACCAGCUCCCAAUGAACCAGUCACUCAACGAGCAACUGCUAAAAAGCAGCCGAAAAAGGUUGAAAGAACUUCUAGUGUAGAAGAAAACACAUGGAACAAACCAAAUCCCACUUGCAGCACUCCCAAAGAAAAAGAGGUACGAGAAACCCCAGAGCAACCAAAAACGAGGACAAAAACCACUGUUGCUAAAACUGCUCCUAGAAAAGAACAAAGGACUAGUGCAGGAAGUUCUUCUGAAAAAAAGAAAACCAGGGGAACCAGCAAAAUUGUUCCCAAAUCUAGAGAAUUUGUUGAGACAGAUUCUACAUCUGAUUCCAACACUGACCAAGAAGAAGUGCUUCAGGUUAAAAUUUCAACAGCAUGCAGUGGGCCUUCUAAUCCCAUCAAAUCAAAAGACUGCAGCAGCAACAUUUUAAGUGUAAGCAGUUUAACCAGCAAUAGCAGUAGCAUAUCUGCAGAUCAAACAAAUAAUGACCUGGAGGAGCAUUUUUUCUCACCUCUUCCUGUUAUCCAGGCUGAGCUCCUUUCUCCUUUGCGGGAUUUUGAAGAAGUAAAAUCUUUAUGGGUCAAAAUAGAUCUCACAUUGUUAUCAAGGAUACCUGGGCAAGAGACUUUUGAUGUGUUGUCCUUGAAGAAUGACCCAAGAGAGUCAGGUUUUAAACACAAACAUCAAAUAAUGAACGCAACAGUGGAGAAAACUUCCACCAAAUCUAGAAAGAAGCACAAGCAAACUGAAAGCUCUGAUACACAGAGUGAUAGCAAAAGGCAGAGACUGGAGGACAAUGCUGCACCAUGUUUACUUCCUCCGUGUAUAUCUCCAAUACCCUGCACCAGGAUCACCAGCACUAAAGAAACAAAAAGGACAACAAAGAAAAGAGAGGAGAAAGCAUUUCCUCCUCUGCUGUCACCAUUAGGCGAUGAGCCAACCUGUAGAAGGCAUUCCAGUGAUAAUGGCUCCUUCAGCCAGGAGAGCAGUGUUACAACCUCUAUGCAUACAGCCAGCACAUCGACGCGGCACAGAAAGAACAGCAAUAUGGCAGCUAAUGCAAAAAUAAGCUGUGAGGAAGAUCACAGCAGGUCCACAGGUUCUGUUAUUGAGAACAUCGAUCAUGAUCACUCAGUAACUACAUUAACCAAUGGAAACAUUGAUUAUCGAAGAUCGAAAAUAACUUUUGAUGAUACAUUACAUAAUGCUGACUAUUACAUGCAGGAAGCUAAAAGACUGAAGCACAAAGCUGAUGCACUGAUGGAGAAGUUUGGCAAAGCUGUCAAUUAUGCAGAUGCUGCCCUCUCUUUCAUUGAGUGUGGAAAUGCCAUGGAGCGAGAUCCAUUAGAAGCAAAAUCCCCAUACACAAUGUAUUCAGAGACUGUGGAACUCAUCAGGUAUGCUAUGAGACUGAAGAAUUUCACAGGCUCAGCUGCCACUGAAGGAGAAAAGAAGUUAGCGGUUUUAUGCUACCGAUGCUUGUCAUUACUCUACUUGAGGAUGUUUAAGCUAAAGAAGGACCAUGCUAUGAAGUACUCCAGAUCGCUGAUGGAAUAUUUUAAGAACUCCUCGAAAUCUUCACAAGCACCCUCUCCAUGGGGAGGCAAUGGAAAAAAUACUGAAACACCAUCUCCAGUGUCACUUAGCCCGUCUCCUGUGAGUAGUGUUGGAAAUAGUACUGGGACAGGAGCUUCCUCAUCCACAGGCACCGUAUCCAUCCCCCAGAGGAUUCAUCACAUGGCAGCCAGCCAUGUUAACAUCACUAACAAUGUCUUACGGAGUUACGAACACUGGGACAUGGCCGACAAACUUACAAAGGAAAACAAAGAGUUCUUUCAAGACCUUGAUACAGUGAUGGAGCCUUUAACACAACACAGCUCUAUGACCUACCUGGUCCGUUAUGUUCGUCAAGGACUUCACUGGUUGCGCAUUGAAUCUCACUUGUUGUAAUGUGCUCUACCCCCAUACCAGAGUCUCACUCUGCCAGUGCAUGGACAUUUACUGGUGGAAAUCCACUCAUCUCCUUGACUUCAUUUUUAAUAUUUUGUCUGUUGGAAGUGUAUAUUAAGUCAACAGAAAUGGCAGCUCACUAGUAGAAUUAGCUACUCCGCUCCUUUCAAUAUGCCUUGCGUCUUCUGGAUCUUUCAUUCCUAUGUGCUUUAUGAAACAAUACUUUUUUUUG